Messenger RNA from Brassica oleracea var. oleracea, 676 nucleotides. RefSeq lists its product as uncharacterized. The record is from RefSeq and is a predicted model, not a curated record. The transcript has 4 exons. The coding region runs from base 224 to 481 and encodes 85 amino acids. Lineage: Eukaryota; Viridiplantae; Streptophyta; Magnoliopsida; Brassicales; Brassicaceae.
GCUACGUUUAAUUUCUUCACGGCAUCACUUUCUAAAAAGGUAAUUCUAACGGAAUAGUUCGCAACGCCGUCAAAACCUUCUGGCUAAGUCGGAGACUUUGCUUUUAUUUUGUAGUUUUCUUUUAAUUUUCAUUCACAAAGUCCACAUCACGUUUUCAUCUCUCAUCAGCGAUUCAACUUCCGGCGAAAUUCCCAAUUCCUGAGGCAAGAGCCCUAAUUUCAAUAUGGUUUGUAUAAUGUGUUUGGUGCCGCUGUUCCUCGUCCCGCUCAUCAAUCUACUCCCCCGGAUCAUCGAUUUCUUAAUGGCCAAAGUGUAUGGAUGGCUCGGAUGGGAGUACAGGAAGCCAGCAAGAGUUCCUCCAUCUUGUCCUUUCAAGCCGAAUGACAACAAAGUGACUGCUGAAGCUGGAAGUGCAGGUAGAGAAGAAACAAUAGCUAAACCGGUCGUUGCAGGGGAGAGUGGCGGGGUUAAGCAGGAUUGAAGGCUUGAGUCCUCCUUUUCAAAUAAAAAGCUUUUGAUAUUAUGUGGAUAAGAGAAGAACCUUGUGGAAGAAAUUUACACAAAAUCAUGUCUUCUUUUUGUUAUAACAGCCCCUUCGUUUUCUUCAAUGGUUAUUAUUAUCACACAAAAAUGUAGAGAAUAUAUUAUAAUUUGAAAAUAUUUGUUUAUCUCCACU